UUGACAAACUCAGCAGCGCUGACAAAGAAAUUGAAAUCAAUCGGACCAUCACAUGUCAAAUUGUCGAUUAUUCGAGAACCUUCUAAGAAACCUGACCCGAUUUCGAGAUAUUCAUCGAGAAUUACAGCAACUUCGCCGUCGAUUUCAUCAUCGAUGUUGUCACCGAUCACAGUCUCAUCAGAUUCACAACAUUUGAGACAGAAUUCGAAAGAAGAUGAGACGAUUUUGGAGAAUCCGACGGAUGAUCCGUUUUAUUGA
Molecule: messenger RNA, 258 nt
Organism: Caenorhabditis angaria
Lineage: Eukaryota; Metazoa; Nematoda; Chromadorea; Rhabditida; Rhabditidae
Source: the annotation of a GenBank genome assembly